Porites lobata is the source of this 1449-nucleotide messenger RNA. NCBI's taxonomy places the organism in Eukaryota, Metazoa, Cnidaria, Anthozoa, Scleractinia, Poritidae. The record is from the annotation of a GenBank genome assembly.
AUGCGCACUUUUAGGAGUUUCAUUUUUCGGUGCCGAUUUGCAGAAAAGGCUCGACGUCCUGUGGAGAUGGAAGCGCAGAAAAAGAGAAUUGCAAAAGUGGUUUCUGUUGAUGAAGACUGGCAGACAACAAGAUCAGCCAUACGAGAAAGGAUGGAGUAUGUAUUUGACAAUAAGUUGUUAAGCGACGUGAAAUUUAUUGUUCCGAGAUGGCGAGAUUCCAAUUUGUUCACCACUGAGAUUUCAGCUCACAAGUUUGUGCUGGGAAUUAGCAGCCCAGUAUUUUUUGCAAUGUUCUAUGGAAAAAUGGCGGAGAAAACAGACUCAAUUACAUUACCAGACUGUGACCGAGCCAGUUUAACAGAGUUGUUCCGCUACAUGUACUUCGACGAAGUAUCAUUGUCAAGCGAGAAUGUGAUGCGGGUUUUGUAUUUGGCCAGGAAAUACAUGGUGCCUUCGCUCGAGGAGAAGUGCAACGCAUAUUUACAAGAAGAAUUGAACGCUAAUACUGUACUGGACAUUUUGCAGGAUGCUCAAAAGUUUGGUGAUGAAGAUGUGGAAGAACGAUGCUUGAAGGUGUUGAAAGCUCAAACGAAGGAAGCUCUGUCGUCAUACACUUUAGAAAAACUUGACAGUUCUCUCUUAGAGUCGAUUGUGAAAAUGGAUGGUCUAAAUGUAAGAGAAGUGGAAUUGUUCAAAGCAGUUGAUCGAUGGGCAGCAAGACAGGGCCGAAUUAAACGUAUUGCACGUAAAAAACUGCCAGAUGGAGGGGAAAAGAGAGAAAUAAUUGGAGAGGCAAUUCUAAAGGCGAUUCGUUUUCCCUUGAUGUCUUUGAAAGAAUUUGCUUCAACUGUAAUUGACAGCAACAUUCUUACAAUGAAAGAGAUAUCUGAAAUGGUAAAAUACUACGCUGACGUCUCCAUUUCGCCUUUAUCCUUUGAACAAGCUCCAAGGAUAGGGCCUUUCAAGCGAUGCUGUAGAUUUGGUAGGUUGGUGUCAGUGGAGGAAGGACGAGGAUGGUACUAUCGUGGCUCCAGCAACGAAAUUCGUUUUAGUGUUACCAAAGAUGUUAUCUUACACGGAGUUCAGCACUUUGGAAGUGAAGAUGGCAAGUACGAGGUGUCCGUCAAAAUUAAAGAUCUUCGUAAAAAUGAUUCCUUCCUGUCACAUUCUUACCUUACUGAGCAGUCUGGGUCAUAUUUGUCAUCUAAAGAAAACAACGAAACUUUCCAUGGCUUUGAUGUCUUGUUUGACAAAGCAGUUGCCUUGGAAAGCGGUACAACAUACGAGAUAGUAUCAAAUAUCAGAGGCCCUGAUUCUUGGUAUGGAUUGGAAGGAAAACCAACCGUUGAGUGCUAUGGGGUCACUUUUACCUUCAGCCGAGCGUGCAGUUUUGUAAGCGAUGUUUCAAGAGGCCAGUUUCCUGCUCUUAUUUUCACUGUUUAUGUAUGA